Messenger RNA from Cephus cinctus (wheat stem sawfly), 823 nucleotides. RefSeq names its product chymotrypsin inhibitor. The record is from RefSeq and is a predicted model, not a curated record. The coding region runs from base 549 to 791 and encodes 80 amino acids. The transcript is spliced from 3 exons. NCBI's taxonomy places the organism in Eukaryota, Metazoa, Arthropoda, Insecta, Hymenoptera, Cephidae.
AUACGUAUAGUGCAGUUGAUUAAAUAAUUGACGCUUUCUUGUAAUUAGCAAACAUUUUUAAGAAUUUAAUGGAUAAAAACAUAUAUCUUUAGGAAUGCGUAAGAGGCUGCUUCUGCCUACCAGGACUCCUAUGGAGAUCUCGCAGAUCGAAUACAUGCGUUUAUGAAAUAAUGUGUCCACGUUAAUUGAGGACGUUUUUAAAUGCGAAAAAAGUAUCUGUAACGUAUAAUAUAUUAUAUAUGUAUAGUGCUUCGAUGCUGUCAAUAACUACUACCAACGUAAAUAAGAUGAAUAAAGCACGUUAAUACGUUCGACUAUGUUUCACCUGACAAUGCCGCUUAUUUCGUUAGGAUAAAAGAAGAAGAGAAAAACACAAGGUCGAGUGUACAGUGCAGAUGAUUAAAUAUCUGACGCAAUAUUUUAUUUUGCAAAAUGGCGAUAACAAGGCGAUUCUCAAGUAUAAAAGAAUGUAAUAGAAAUUACUUCAUUUUAGUAUCACUUUCGAAAGUGAUAUAUCCUAUUGUGAUAAGUGAUAUAUCCUAUAUAGAAUGAAUAAAUUUUUGAUCCUGCUUCUUUUUAUGGUCAGCUUGGUCGCCCUUUCCAAUCAACAAUCAUGCGGACCGAAUCAGGUUUACCAAACUUGUGGCCCAAUAUGCCGCCCAUCGUGUGACUUCCCACGACAUAUGAUUUGCCCUAAAGUCUGCGUCAGAGGCUGCUUCUGCGUACCGGGAUAUGUAUCAACGUCCCACAUGUCACGUGAAUGCAUUCCCCCGUACCUUUGUCCGACAUAAUUCUCAUAUGAUUUCCAUCAUAGAAAUUUGAC